AGAUAUAAAAAAUUUUGGGCUCCAUUCUGACUAAGUUUCUGCAUUUCAAAGUAGCACCUUUUGGCUCUCUAGUUGUGGUCUAAUACAUAUGCUUUCACUGCUACUGCUUAAACCGCAGGUCCAGCAGCACAUUAUUGAUGUUAUUUCUCAUAUAUCUUCAACAACAUCAAAGUUCCCUAAAAAGUGUGUUAUACUUUGCCUUCAAGGAUGCUAUGGAGAAAGCAAUUAAAAAUAAAGUUGCAAAAGCUGUUGUACCUGCGGUAGAUGUCAUGUUUCAGGCCUUAAGAGAAUUUGGCUCAAAGGUUAUCCCACCAAAAAGAAUUUUGAAGAUGCUUCCUGAAUUAUUUGACCAUCAGGAUCAGAAUGUCCGAGCUUCUUCUAAGGGCCUAACAUUGGAACUAUGUCGAUGGGUUGGGAAGGAUCCAGUGAAAUCUAUACUUUUUGAAAAAAUGCGUGAUACAAUGAAAAAAGAACUUGAGGCUGAGCUUGUUAACGUUACCGGGACUGCAAAGCCAACUCGCAAAAUAAGAUCUGCCCAAGACAAGGUGCUAGAACAGGAUGCUAUGCCCACGAGUCCACGACAGCUUGCUCUGGACCUUCUGAAGAAUCCGCUGCUGACACCCACAGGAAAUAGAUGAAUAUGAACUUGUUGAUCCUGUUGAUAUUUUAACUCCUCUUGGAAAGUCUGGUUUUUGGGAUGGAGUGAAGGCUGCAAAGUGGUCAGAACGAAAGGAUGCUGUUGCAGAGUUAACAAAGCUUGCAUCGACAAAGAGAAUAGCACCUGGAGAUUUUUCUGAAAUUUGCCGCACAUUGAAGAAGGUCAUCACUGAUGUGAACAUUGCUGUAGCUGUUGAAGCCAUACAAGCAAUUGGGAAUCUUGCUAGGGGACUAAGAGCCCAUUUUUCAGGAAGCUCACGGCUCCUACUACCUGUUUUACUGAGCAUGUUGAGCAACCACAAGAUGGUGAUGAGGAUGCUGGUGAUUUCUUUUCAAGCCUUUUUCGUAUGCCCAAUUUUGAAUAGAGUAAUACAUAAGGUAAUGAAGAUGUUUCCCCCCAUCAUUUUACCAAGGUUUGCAAGGCUCAAGGUUUCAUCUCAAUCCAGCUCACUCAUUGAUUACUCUCUAUGUUAUGGCCUCUUGUUACAUGUUUUAAAUUAGGAUUUGUAAAGAGUAGGUGGUAGGUCUUUUGCUUAUUCCUUAUCCAGUUACACCCAUAUAGUACAAGAGUAUACAUAGUGCAAAAUGCUUAGUGAAUAAAAUACAAGUUAGUAUUGGUACAAGUGUCUCUUAUUUUUUUAAUUCAUUUGUAGUAAAUGUGCAUUAAUCCUCCAUUAGCAAUAUAAACACCAAAAACUUGUCACUACAAAUCAAACUACUAUUUCAUGAAGUCAACAAAUUGGGUACUAUUUCCUGAUGCUAGAUCAAAGAAAAUUGGAUUAUAAGGACAUUUAUUUUGCUUUCGUACAUAGUUCUUAUUAUUCAUUAUUGUAUAUGUAAUCUUGUGUUGUCAGCAUAUUGAUGUGAUUAAACUGGUGAAAGUAAUGACUCUAGAUAAAUUGGAAUUCAUGCAAUGGAUGAAGCACUACUGCACUACUGUGAUUUUGUACGAGGAGGAAGAGCUGCACUCAAGUAAAUUCAUGAUUUUAAUUUUUCUGUUUUUGAUGUGUCUAUCUGCUUCCAUUAAUUACCUUGCCUUUAAAAUCCUGACAUGCAUAUGCAUUAACAUAUAAUUCGUACUUUAUACAAGUGGGUUUGUUUGGUUUGGAUAUUCAGAUAUUCUAGAGCUGUUUUUAACACACUU
Cuscuta campestris is the source of this 1801-nucleotide messenger RNA. NCBI's taxonomy places the organism in Eukaryota, Viridiplantae, Streptophyta, Magnoliopsida, Solanales, Convolvulaceae. The record is from the annotation of a GenBank genome assembly.